Achroia grisella is the source of this 692-nucleotide messenger RNA. RefSeq names its product venom allergen 5-like. The transcript has 6 exons. Lineage: Eukaryota; Metazoa; Arthropoda; Insecta; Lepidoptera; Pyralidae. Gene Ontology annotation, cellular component: extracellular region. The record is from RefSeq and is a predicted model, not a curated record.
CACCAGUUCAUUGGUAGUUUGUCGAUAUGGCGAUUUUACGUGUAGCUGUUGUGUUAAUUGUAUUUCUAUAUAAUUGGACCAAUGCUGAAAGAGUGUUGCUACGUUGUGAUCAAAUCCGACAAUUCGUGGAUGGCCACAAUUUACGACGACAACGUAUUGCCAUGGGGACUGUACCGGGUCAGCCGCCAGCGUCUAACAUGGGAUAUAUGGAAAGUACAUUAUAAAUCGAGGUUUGGGAUGAAGAACUCGCACAAAAAGCAGCUGGAUGGGCUGAUAAUGGAAAAUUCUCGCACAAUCCAAAUAGAACCAUAGGUUCUAAUAGGUGGAGUUUGGUUGGUGAAAACAUUUAUAUGUCAAAAUUAUACUCUAGUAUAAACAGCACAGUUACACCAAAUAUUGAACAAGCCCUGGAAGCGUGGUUUAACGAGUAUAAAAAUUACGUAUUUACCCCAUAUUCUACAACUACUGUAAAACCCGUUGGACAUUAUACCCAGAUGGCGUGGGCGGACUCUACUCAUUUAGGUUGCGGUAUCUCGCAAAGGAAAGAAAAUGCCUGGACAGUAACAUUAUUUGUUUGUGACUAUGGACCUACUGGAAACUUUAUAGGAAAAGUACCAUAUAUAAGUGCCAACGUACGGGGAUAUCUUCGCUGCCAGAAAGGAGAAUGCAGUAAACCGUACGGUUCCUGUUGA